Molecule: messenger RNA, 2128 nt
Organism: Chenopodium quinoa (quinoa)
Lineage: Eukaryota; Viridiplantae; Streptophyta; Magnoliopsida; Caryophyllales; Amaranthaceae
Product: alternative NAD(P)H-ubiquinone oxidoreductase C1, chloroplastic/mitochondrial-like
Exons: 11
Coding region: 180-1793 (537 amino acids)
Biological process (GO): aerobic electron transport chain; phylloquinone biosynthetic process
Cellular component (GO): chloroplast
Molecular function (GO): NAD(P)H dehydrogenase (quinone) activity
Source: RefSeq, a predicted model, not a curated record
CCCGGUUUAGAUCCCAAAAGUGCAAUUAGCACAUGAAAUUAGUGCAAGUAGCCCGUUAACGUGGAAGCCAGUGAGCCAGGAAACACCCAAACCUCACUCUAUUAAACCAUUUUUCACCCUCUCUCUCUUUCGAGUAGAUAAGCAAACAAUCGAGUAAGAGAUACUGAUAAUCCUCUUCAAUGUCGCAGCUCGCUUUGUCCUCUACAUCAACGCUUCCCCAUUUUAACCGAACUGUAAAGAGACUAAAUAAAGUAUUUCCCAUAUUUACGGGGCGAUAUGCAAUCAAAUAUUCACUAUAUGGGAAGUUUCAAAGGAAAGGAUUCUCCACCGUUGCUUCAGCUAAUACAGGGAUUAAUGGGGGUGUUGCUGAAGUAUCCGAAAGGGAGCAGGAUUUAAAGCAUUAUAUAUGGCCAGACAAGAAGAGGCCUAGGGUAUGCAUAGUAGGCGGCGGAUUUGGGGGCUUAUAUACAGCUUUAAGACUGGAGUCUCUUAUAUGGCCUGAUGGCAAGAAACCUCAAGUAACUCUCAUUGAUCAGUCUGAUCGUUUUGUUUUCAAGCCAAUGCUUUAUGAACUUUUAUCUGGAGAAGUGGAUGAAUGGGAAAUAGCUCCCCGAUUUUCAGAAUUGCUGGCAAAUACUGAGGUUCAAUUUAUACAGGACAGAGUGAAACUCCUCCAUCCCUAUGAUAUGCCCACAAGCGGUGGUCAAAGGAACCCUUGUGCUGGAAGUGUGCAACUUGAAAGUGACCUUCUUAUAGAAUAUGACUGGUUGGUUCUUGCUUUGGGGGCUGAACCAAAGCUUGACAUGGUACCAGGGGCUGUAGAAUAUGCUCUGCCAUUUUCCACUUUUGAGGAUGCAUGUAAAGUUAACGAUAAAUUGAAAGCGUUGGAGAGGAAGUAUUUUGGCGAGGGAUGCCCAAUCCGGGUGGUAGUUGUUGGGUGUGGUUACUCUGGAGUGGAAUUAGCUGCAACAGUAUCGGAAAGACUGAAGGAUAAAGGAAUUGUGCAAGCAAUUAAUGUAAAUAACACAAUCUGUCCAUCUGCCCCACCUGGUAACCGAGAAGCUGCCUUAAAAGUGCUCUCAGACAGAAAUGUUCAGCUCUUCUUAGGGUAUUUUGUUAAUGCUGUAAAAAGAGCUGCUGAUGUUGAGGUACUGAACCAGUUGACAGACGGGGAAAAUAAUGGCAUGCAGCAAGAGUCUAAAGAACUUGUUGUGGAAAUUCAACCUGCCGAAAGGGGCCUGCAAGGGCAAAACCUGGAAGCAGAUUUAGUUCUGUGGACUGUUGGCAAUAAGCCUCGCCUUCCUCAGUUGGAGCCCUCUGAUAAGCCCCACAUGCUUCCUCUUAAUGGCAUAGGACAAGCAGAAACUGAUGAAACUCUUCGGGUAAAGGGUAAUCCACGUAUAUUCGCAUUAGGUGACUCCUCUGCUUUGAGAGACUCCAGUGGAAAGCCUCUUCCUCCUACUGCACAGGUAGCUUUCCAGCAAGCAGAUUUUACUGGCUGGAAUAUAUGGGCUGCAAUCAAUGAUCGUCCUCUUCUACCUUUCAGGUUUCAGAACUUGGGAGAGAUGAUGACUCUAGGGAGAUAUGAUGCUGCUGUUACUCCAAGUUUCAUUGAUGGAUUAACCUUGGAAGGACCUGUUGGCCAUGCAGCGAGGAAACUGGCGUACCUCAUCAGGUUACCAACUGAUCAGCACAAGAUUAAAGUUGGAUUAAGCUGGUUCACGAAGGAGGCUAUUGAUUCCGUGGCAACUCUGCAAACUACCUUAACCAAAGUCCUUUCGGGCUCAUCAUAGUAUUUUGCAAGUCUUGUAUUAUUAAAAGUUUUCCACAGGUGAGAUAACUAGUCAGAUUUUAACAUGUACUGGAAGUAAACUAUUUGUCGCACUUGCUGCAAUUUACUAUGAUACUCGUACAAGCUUACAAGCAUCUCUGCUCUCCAGUCUAUCUCCACAACCCGUCUUUGGUGAAUCUCGAGUCCCAGAUGAGAGAAUAAAGGUAAGUUGGAAUCAGGGUUGAGUGUUGCCUUUGUUUAAACUAAGAUUGUAUCCUUAAUACUCUUUGCAAAUUACUCUGUAUAUGCUGUAUGAAUGCCAUCAUCAAUUUAGUAAAAACAAAUUUACUUUGAGCA